AGAACUCUUGAUAACAAACCCGGUCUGGCCUGGUUUGUUCCUUUCACGCCCUUUCUUUCUCUAUCCACCACCUCUUUGCCUCGCCCGCCCGCUUGUUCCCCUCCCCUCAAGAGCAUACUCUCCCUUUCUCUCUUUCUCCCUUCACGGCCCUUCCUUCGUCUCAUCGUCUCUCAUCAACCCCACUUCCAUCUCGCUCACAUCCACUCCAUUCAUUCUUCUCCUCCACGCAGUGUUCCUGGCUCAUCACUUUCUACGCCUACCUCUCACUACACGGUCCAAUCUUCUCCACGCGGCAUGUCCUCCUUCCCAUUCAUCCUCCAGGUCAACAAGGGCCACUGCCAGCUCGAGCUCAAGUACACUGGCCAGUCUCUCGAAUUUGAUAUCCCUGAUGCCGAAGAGUCCAAGCAGUCGGCCAGUUGUCUUCCCUGCGGUCCUACUCCAAGUGGUCUUCGUUCUAUCAAGACAGUCGAGAUCCUGAACAUCACCAUUGAGCAGGAGCACUCCCUUAUCAUCUCGGCCUGUACAUCCAGACACGGGCCCAAGAAGGAAGCUGGGCUGGAGCUAUUCGAAUUCCAAAUUAAGGACCGAGCCUUGGCAACAGAAUGGCAGUUCAAUGUCCUGGUUCAUGUCUACAAAGGUCUUAAGAGAGGACGACACUUUAAGGUCUUGGUGAACCCAUUUGGUGGCCAAGGACAUGCCAAAAGGAUCUGGGAACAUACAGCGGAGCCCUUAUUUAAAGCCGCAGCAUGCACCUACGACCUCACCUAUACAACUCACCGGUACCAUGCCAAGGAGAUUGCAAAAGAUUUGGACAUUAAAGCAUAUGACGCCAUUGUCUCGGUCAGUGGUGAUGGAGUCCUGCACGAGGUCAUCAAUGGACUCAUGGAGCGUCCCGACGCCAUCGUAGCCCACAAGCUUCCGUUGGGGGCUAUUCCUGGAGGAUCUGGAAACGCCCUGUCGUUCUCUCUCCUAGGCGAGGACCAUGGAAGCCAUGUCGGCAACGCUGUCCUGGGCAUCAUCAAAGGAAGGGCUAUGCCGGUCGAUCUGUGCUCGGUCACUCAAGGCGAUAACAGGUUCUUUUCGUUCGUCCUCCAGUCCUUUGGCCUGAUCGCGGAUGUAGACUUGGGAUCAGAACACUUGCGUUGGAUGGGCGAAGCUCGGUUUACGGUGUCUGCAUUGAGCAAGCUAAUGUCCCAGGUCACAUAUCCAUGCGAGCUCGCUUACAUUCCAGAGGAGACCAGCAUCGAAAAGAUCAGGACUCAGUACAAUGAACGUCGACGUCAGCCUGUAGUCUGGGCAGAUCAGACGCACGAUGAGCUGGACGGGAACCAUCCAACUAUCGUGGAUCGAUAUGGCCGUGUUACGGACCCGAUCAAAGAAUCGGAUGGCUGGAUCGUGGAGAAGGACCAUUUCGCGACUGUGGUUGGCGCUAAAUUGCCCUGGAUUUCAAAGGGAUCUGUCUCUCACCCAGCAGCACAACCCAACGAUGGACUGGUCGAUCUCUUAGUGUUCCCUAAGGGGCUUGGGCGCGUUGCUGGACUGAAGAUCAUGGUUGGUGUCGAGACUGGUGAGCACGUUUACAAUGAGAAGGUCCGCUAUAUGAAGGUCAAGGCAUUCCGUGUGACCCCACAGGAGCGAACAGGCUAUGUCUCCAUGGAUGGCGAGCACACACCCUAUGUCCCUUAUCAGGUUGAGGCACAUCGCGAACUGAUUUCCGUUCUGAGUAUCGAGGGCCGCUAUGCCCGCAGCAUGAAGGAGUAGUAAUCCUAAUUACAGAACUAAUAUCAUCUAUACCAAAAAUCAUUCAUUUCAAAAAUAAAAUAAGCAAUAAUACACAC
Gamsiella multidivaricata is the source of this 1838-nucleotide messenger RNA. RefSeq names its product ATP-NAD kinase-like domain-containing protein. The transcript is spliced from 7 exons. Gene Ontology annotation, cellular component: cytoplasm; membrane; intracellular membrane-bounded organelle. The record is from RefSeq and is a predicted model, not a curated record. Gene Ontology annotation, biological process: sphingosine biosynthetic process. NCBI's taxonomy places the organism in Eukaryota, Fungi, Mortierellomycota, Mortierellomycetes, Mortierellales, Mortierellaceae. The coding region runs from base 295 to 1761 and encodes 488 amino acids.